Molecule: messenger RNA, 1477 nt
Organism: Chenopodium quinoa (quinoa)
Lineage: Eukaryota; Viridiplantae; Streptophyta; Magnoliopsida; Caryophyllales; Amaranthaceae
Exons: 3
Coding region: 466-1257 (263 amino acids)
Source: RefSeq, a predicted model, not a curated record
GGUCCUAAGACUAGCUUAAAAUUUGCAGGAUUGGGCUGGGUGAUGGGUAGGCGGGCCCUAGCCCAAAGCAAUUAUCUUUAGAUUUUUAGAUGGAUGGCGACAUGGAGUAGUGGUUGUAAUAUAACAACAAUUAAAUCCUUGCAAUUUUAUAACAACCAUUAAUUCACUUCCCUCCAAAAAAAUAAAAUAAAAUAAAUAUACAUCCACUUUACCAAUCCUCUAUUAGCAAUUCAGCGUUUAUUUCAACCUCUAAUUUAUUCCCCUUUUACCCAACAAAAAAAGCAUAAAUCUCUACCAUAAGAUAUCAAGAAACAUCUACCACUACUUCUAAUACCAACGUACUAGUUACAUUAGCAGUGGGCACUUGGCAUCUUGUCUAUUGGCUGUAGCAAGAAGCCAAUUAUCUAAACUUUGUUCAAAUAUCAAAAAUAGAAACUCCUAAUUUAUGAAAUUCAAAUUGAAAAUAUGAAGAUUUUCGAAGAAGAAUACUUAGAUUUUGUAUUAGUUCCAUUAGGAUUACUAAUCCUUGGAAUAUAUCAUUCAUGGCUUGCGUUUACCAUGAUUCGGCGUCCGCUAAGAACGGUUGUUUGCCUUAAUACCAUCAUCCGACACCAAUGGGUUCACCAUAUGAUGAAGGAUCAAGGAAAGAAUGGUAUUCUGGGAGUACAAACAAUCCGGAACAACCUAAAGGCGGCUACAGUUUUGGCAUCAACUGCAAUAACACUGAGUUCCCUAAUCAGUGCUAUUGUGAGCAGCACAAGUAAUCUGACCUUUACAAUACAUACAACCAAGUAUUUAUCAGUUCUAAUAUGCUUCCUUGUAGCAUUCUUCUGCAAUAUGCAGAGCAUCAGAUACUAUGCCCAUGUUAGUUUCUUGCUUAACGUACCACCACCCUCAGUCGACGAGGACAGAGAAGAGUUCGUUGAAUAUGUUUCCCAACAAUUGUACCGUGGCAGCCUGUUUUGGUCUCUUGGUCUGAGAGCUUUCUACUUCUCUUUCCCCCUUCUGCUCUGGAUCUUCGGCGCUAUUGCAAUGUUAGCUUCUAGCUGUUUGUUGGUAAUUUUGCUCUAUUUCUUGGAUACUGCUACCUCUUCUCCAAGCUAUCUUCGCAGCUAUACUGUUAACAAGGAUAAUCACAACUCUGAUAUUGAAUCAGCAGGUCACUCAAUGGGAACUGGUUGGUCAGGGGAAUCGAACCUCCAUCACCCGCUACUAGGAAGCACCAAGCUACCUUCAACUUCAGAUACAUUGAGAUAACUAUAAUGAUCUAAAUGCAAGCUUGAAGAAUUCAAGAGUUUAUUGUGAUUUGUAAAGCAAUUUUUAAGGAGUACAGCCAGUAACAAGUACUAGUAUUUUGUAGCUAUCACAAGUAAUUCUAACGAAUUUAUGUAACUAACUGAUUUCUAGAAAGGAAAAGUUGCCUAGAAUAAUCCGACUUUUGCCUCAUCCGCUCAAAAUAAUUCUACCUUUUGAUUAU